Brassicogethes aeneus is the source of this 1893-nucleotide messenger RNA. The record is from the annotation of a GenBank genome assembly. Lineage: Eukaryota; Metazoa; Arthropoda; Insecta; Coleoptera; Nitidulidae.
AUGCCAAAUCGCGCUGAAGUUGAUAAACAGAUCAUUAAGUUGCGUGAGGAACUAAAAACAACAAAAAAGACUUUAAACAGGAAGACUCAAAACGCAGUUGCCCAGAAGAAACACAGGGAUGGUAUGAAAAGAAAGUUAGAAGAUAUUUGUCAGGAAAAUCCAGAAAUAAAAAGAAGACUAUCUCUGAGGGAUUCAGUGGGACAUUCUAAUCUUGAAAGCGAUCAACCAUUACUAUUGAAAACAAUUGCGGAUAUAGCUUUAUUUGGGAGUGCAUGUGAUGAUAGAAGACGAACGGAAUCUAUUCGCAGCGUAAAAACUCUUGACGAACUCACACAAGAACUGCGUAAACUAGGAUUUGACAUUAGUCGCAGUGCGACAUAUCGUCGUUUGAUUCCCAGAAAAUCUAAUUCUACAGAGGGACGAAGACAUGUAUCGACAGUCCCUGUUAAGCUCAUUCGGGCUCAAACUGAUCACCACAAGAGCCACUUAGAUAGCAAGUUCGCUGAAACAUCAAUCGAUUAUUUAGAGAACAUAGCAUCCAUACUUGGACCAGAUCAAGUAUUUUUCUUAUCUCAAGAUGAUAAAGCUCGAGUCCCUAUUGGCGUAACUGCGGCAAAUAAGCAAGCACCUCUUUUAAUGCACAUUGAAUAUAGAAUUAAAUUGCCUGACCACGAUUGGGUAAUCGCUGAGCGUCAUAAAUUAAUACCAUCUGUUUAUGCUGGUAUCAAAAUUACUUCCAGUAUGCUAGGACAACCGCAAGCCGUUGGAUAUUCUGGACCAACAUACAUUCGAAGUGGAAAGCAUAGUUCAUCUACUCAUGCUCAGGAUUUCGAGACGCUUCUCGAACUUGAAGAGUUUCGACCAUUAGCUAAAACUGACCAUGGACUAGUAAAACCAGUAGUAAUCAUGACGGUUGAUGGACGGCCAGAUGAAAAUCCGCGUUAUCAAAAAGUCAUAGGGUUUGCUAUACAACAUUUUAAACAACAUGAUCUCGAUGCAUUGUUUAUAGCUGCUAAUGCUCCUGGAAGGAGUGCGUAUAACAGAGUAGAGCGCAUAAUGGCUCCUCUGAGUCGGGAACUGGCUGGUUUAAUAUUGCCUCAUGACCAUUUUGGGUCUCAUUUGGAUGAAUGCGGCGUUACAAUUAAUGAACAAUUAGAAAGAACUAAUUUCGAAUUUGCAGGAAAUGUAUUAGCUGAAAUAUGGAGUUCAAUGGAAAUUGAUGGCUAUAAUGUUACUGCAAAAUAUGUUGAGGCUGGUGAACAAGAUGUUCCUGAAUUUCCAGACAUUAAAUGGUACUCAAAACAUGUGCGUAAAAGCCAAUACUUGCUUCAAAUUGUAAAAUAUAAAAAUACAGAAUGCUGUCUUCCAAGAAGUGGCCUAUUCAGAUUACUAGACAACAGGUUUCUUCCACCACCUGUAAAAGUAAAACAAACAGUUGAUGACUUGGUUUUGGAUGAAGAAGGACAAUUUCUUGAUCUUCCAGUCAAUUUAGCUCUACGCUUAAGUACUAAACUCAAAGAUUUCCUGCAAAUGCCCUACGAUUAUUUUUGUCCGACGGUAAAAUUGAGGCUCUCAAGUCGAACAUGCAAAACGUGUGGUCUUUAUCAUGCUUCCGUCAAGUCAUUAAAUCGUCACAUCGAGAAGAUCCAUAAAAAAGUAAACACGCCCACUGAGAGGAAAGUUAGACCUGUAAGAGUCGCUGCUCGUCGUGCUAAUGAAGUGAUGUGCAUUAUUCAAAAUUUAGAGCACCAAGAUGUUGAAUGGCUCGAUGAGAGUGACGUAGACAUUCCAAAAUCGAAAGAAAGUGAGCAGACUCACAACACUGAGCAGCAAUCCAAUGUCAUCGAUAACUUAGAAUCAUGGAUUCAGGUUUCAUGGACUGAAGACUGUUAA